GUUAUCUGUUCCCCUUAUAAAAAAUACAACAUUUUGAAAAAUAUCUGUGCAGCCUAUUUUUGUCAGAUUUGAGCAUCACUUGAUAGAUUACGUCACAAUAACACAUUCCAUGCAUCUAUGAAGAAUAGCCGCCAUAUUCUAUCAACCGUUCAAAAAUAUCAAGUACACAUUUUUAUCCAUGGCAAGCCAGGAGGAAUUAUUAUAAAGAUUAGUUUGAUUUUCUACAAAACAUUUUGUGCAUCAUGAAGCCAAAUAAAAUUAAUUCUACCGAGAAAAGUGAUGGAAAAUCAGUCGAUUUGACGUCAAUGCAGCUUUUGAAGAUAUUUCAAGGUGAUGAGAAGUUCAAACAAGCAUUUCAAAGUGGGGUGUUGGACAUGCCUCCUUUAUUGGUCGUCACUUCAAUGGGUUCAGAAGAAGGUGUAGAUGUUUUGCUUGGUUCCGGAGCGGAUCCGAAUGUCAUCAACCAAAUGGAUGGUAAUAGUCCCCUGAUAUUAGCAGCUAGAAUUCGUCAUGUGAACAUUAUGAAGAAACUCUUAGAGAAGGGCGCAGAUCCGUCACUUACCAAUAAGGAUGGGAACAAUGCAUUUAUGGCGGCUGUAUCUACUGGUGACGCUGGACCUGUUAAUUUGCUCUGGCAAUACAGAUCUAAAUUCAACAUCAACCAAACAAACAAGAUCGGUUGCUCUGCCCUAUACAUUGCUGCCAGCCGUCAAUGGGAGAGCUGCCUUAACAUGCUCGUCUGCGGGGGUGCAAACAAGAACCAAGGAAACAAUCGUGGUAUGACUCCGCUUAUGACGGUUGCACUGAAACACGACAAAAAGUCCCUUGAUCGACUAAUCUCCUCUGGUGCCAACAUUCUUGAAGAGAACAACGACGGAGUGACUGCUUUGUGCUAUGCAAUCAAGAAGAAAAAUCAGGCUAUUGUCGACGUGCUCAUGUCCAAACUGGAUUCUAACCAAAGGAUGAAAUACGUAAUGGGACGAGAUGUUCAGCUAAGCGUUUUGAUCGGAUGCACUGACGACGAUAUUCUAGAAGACGAAGACAGUGAAGAAUCAAUAUCCUACACGUUGUUUGAUGUCUUAGCCACUCUGUCUGAGCCCACAGACAAAUACAACAUGAGACACUUCAUUUAUGAGAAUGACAUUUUAGGAAAGUUGGUAACAAUGGUAGAACGAUACGCAGAGUUAGAUCUCUUUGAUAACGUUGAUUUGAUAUUAAGAGAUAUUAUGUUUCCUUUGAUGUAUAAUCACACUACCAGGGAGAUCGAGCUAGUAUUCAUGGGUCAGUUCAUGGAUGUUUAUGGGCCAGAGGUAUUAGUUGGUGUCACCAAGAAGAAGGGCCAGCAAGACUAUGACAUUUGUACCACUGUGCAUGUCAUGAGGAUAUUCAUAGUAAUGGGUCACUGCGCCAUUGGCAAGAUGUGGUUGUCUGAAAACUUUCACAAGGUGGCGCCACAUCUUGCAACGUAUCGAGAUCAUCAUAAACACGUGUCACCGAGUAAACUGCUUUGGGAACCUGAGAUUCUUGCCAUGUGGAAUAUUUUCAAAGUGUGGUUUGAACAUAUGCAUCGAGGUGAAUCAGAUAAACGCUUACAGGAGCUGAUUGCUACAGAGGAACAUGAAAAGCAAAGAAGGGCAAAGAAACGAGAGAAGAAGAAGCUCAAGAGAAGGCAGAGAAAUCCAAGAAUUAACGAUGACUCUACAAGACCGGAUUCUGAUGGGAUCGACGAGGAACUAAGUGAAUUGACAACAUCAAUGAAUACGCUUGAAAUAGAGGCUUCUAACUACAUUCGUGAAAAUGCGACAGUUGACAUCACACCAGCGACUAUCAACAGUAUGGCCUUGGAGAUGCAAAACAAGUUAUCAAAAUCUGCUAAACGCAGACUAAAGCAACGAGAGAAACGAAGAUUGAGAAAACCGAGUGAAAGUUCUGAUACUUGUUCAAUAGAACAGGAAAUUCCAUUGGAAGAAUUUGAGAUUGUAGUUAAUAAAAAGAAAAAACGUCAGAAGAAACUUAAAAAGAGAGAAACAGAAAAGUCACGCACUGACUCGGUGUCUGUUGAAUUAGAUGAUCCACUCAGAGCUUCCUUUAAUGAUUGUGAAGAUGAUUUGCUAACAGAGAGACAAACUAUGUCUGCUGUAAAUCCAAAUAGCUUGCGUUCGGUAGAGUCUUGCCCUGUUAUUGAAAUUAACAGUAACCAAGACCAACAUAGUACAAUAGAUCAAGAUGAAAUGUUUAAUAUCGCUAGUUGUACUUCCGCUGAUAUACAACAGUGUUCCUCCCAAAACAAAGAUGAAACAGGGACACAAAAUAUCCAAAACGAAGUUCCGAAUAUGCUUAAUGAAAACUUAUUGAUCUGUAGUCCAUCUUUGCAUGUAAGUAGUGAAUCGAACAUGGCAUAUAACAUUCCGCCUAAAUCUAAGGAUCCAUCGCAGACAUCUGGUAAUAUGUCUUCACAUCACAAAAAUAAUACUAUACAUAUCCCCGAGGUAUACACUCCAUGUGAGAGUUCAGCAAUGAAAGACAUGGACAUGGGGGCGAGUGUGGCAGAGGCUACAAACUCACAUCUGUCAGCUGGUAAUACAAAUGUCAAGAAAACAUGGGCAGAUUUGGUAAGAUCGCCAAAUGGUGAUACAUUGCGAUCACCAAAUACAUCAGGGUAUUUAGACCAAUCAUUCAACAAUGAUGACGACCUCUCAGUGGACUACCCUGAAAAAGACUCCAGUGCAAAGCAGAGAGACAAACAUAAACAAAAUCUUAAUCAGUUUCAGAGAGAAAUACCCCCACGAUUCAGGAACGUCAAGAAGGCACACGUAGAAAUAAAUGAAUCUCAAAAGUUGAAAAAGAAUGGCCUUGAAGUCAAUGAAUUGAAUAAUCAUGUUGGAUCAAAAGUUAAUGCUAUUUCAUUGGACGACUGGUUGAAUUGUAGCAAUGCUAAUAUCUCCAAUGAUAAAUACACGAAAACCGAUGACACCGUAAACUUUAUGAAUUAUAAAAAUGCUGUCGUAGGAAAGCACGAACAAAACGAGUCACUUGCUAAAGCAACUGUAUUAGAGACUAUGCCUGACUCUCAUGCAGAAGAUGGACCCAUAGACGAAAACCAAAAUGUCGAUAUAUGUGAAAUGGAUGUUGGCGGUGAUACAGUUGUAAACGAUAAUGUUAGACAACAGACUCCGCCAAGUUUGAGUGUGAUGAUACAGCAACAGAACCAACUGGAGAUGAUGAAGAAACAGCAUCAGGUUAUGUUGCAUCAUCUUCAUUACCAACAGAUGUUAAGAUAUCAAUCUGCACAGAACCGGAAUGUUCCAAGACCUCCGUUCGUGCCCAUACCUUCUUCAUUACGCUUUCCUAACAUACAACAGCUUCCCCAACCGCCUAACCUCAAUCUACCUUCUUCGCAUUUCCAUCAAGAUUCAACUGCAAAAGGACACGAACGUGUACCAAAUGCCAAAGUAGCACUUGAAUGUCCCCCAUGUAAACCUGAAGAAACCCGGGAUUCAAAUAAUAAUCCUACAUGUUAUGGAAGGAAUGGAGGGGAGAGAUGUCAGCCUAUACCAGAGUUUAAAAUGUCAAUUGAACCCAACGUUGAAAAUCAUAAAGGGCAGCAAAACAGGUUACCGCUAUUACAACAAAACCUGCAUACAAAUGGAGAACAUGUCAUAGACGGAUGCGGACAAAGAAAUAUACACAUAGAAGAUCAGUAUAUCAACGAUAACAUUUUGGGUAUGCACCAUUCUAAUCCUGAAAGUGAUUCAUUCAAGUCACCAACUUCAGAUGUUGACAUAUCUGGCACCAACAGUGUAUCAUUGGAUGCUUCAUCAUUGAGUAUCUCAAGCGUGGAGUCGUGUGUCGGUGGCAUGAGUCACAGUUUGAACAAAUCAGCAUGUAAUGAGUCAUUUAACAACUUACAAAAUGACUCUUACCCACUUAAAGAAUGUCCAUCAAUGGUGUUACCUACGGAUAAGAACUUUGCAUACCGGACGCCAACACCUCCUGGAUAUAUCCACAUACGUACUGAACAUCUGAUGGAUUUAAAAAUGAAGCAAUGUUCACCAUACGACUUUGGAAACACGAGCGAUUUCUCGGUGCUAAGCUCUGAUUCAAAUGGUUCAAUAGACCAAGGUAAAGGCGACGUGCGUCAGGUGAUCGCGCGACCUAGAAUGUUACCUGUUGUUGAUCCUAACAUUUCCCUAACACAGUUGGUGUACUAUCAAUACGCCCAGGCCUUCGGUACCCUCGAAACUGGGAACGCACCACAGACACCUUGGACUCAUACAAACUGCCCUCUUCAGAGAGUUAUAGAUGGCACAUCUCCCAUACAAAAUCUAACAACCGAAGAUUUAAUUUGGUCACAUGAAAAUUACAAUAAAGUGUAUAGCGAGCAGAUCUCAAAACAGAAUAUGAAUCAAUCGUACCCAGUUUCCAGCUCUGGUUCAAGCGGGACCGAGAAUCUGUUGAAUUCAAUAUAUGACGUGAAUUUCCAACAGGAAACUCUAGAUGUUGGCACAAACUACUCACCAACACUGUCCAACAGAUGUGAUGAUACUAGUCCACCACAAGAGAUCUCAAUCGAUGGUCAUGAUAGUCCAGAAAGGAUAUCAGGCGACUGUAGCCCACAUAAACUGUCAAAGGGAUUCAACGAUAGUCCACAGAAGAUAGAAGACAGAUGUAGUCCAUGUAAGCCGUUAGAUGAGAGUAAUCAUCCUCCAUCAAAUAUAUCAGACAAGCGUAGUGUUACACACAAAACUAUUCCAAAUCUCAUGGACAUCGAAGUCUACCCAUUUAGAGAUCUCUUGAAAACUAAUUUACACCAAAAUGACAAUAUUGAAGAGUUUGAGGUCGAAGAACUUCCACAAUGGGCUGAGGAUAACAGUGAUGGUUCUCCCAUCCACACUCUCGAUGAUUUGAACAAGCAAACAGAACUUUUCAUCACUGAUUUUGAAAAGCAACAGACACCUGACUCACUUAAUGACAACUGCAAGCAAACAAAAGAUGCGGCACAAAGCAAUGCACCCAAUAUAAAUGAUAUAUGCUAUAAUGUCAAAUCAGUAAAUGAAAGAGAGGCUGACAAUGGAAGCAUUCCUGAAUUCUUCCCUUCUGCAUUUGAUGACGUCAUCAAACCUUGGGAUUUUUCCACCGAAUCUGACAAGGAUACUACUGAUGCUCAAUUCUGUACUUCCAGUCCGAAGAAACAAGUAGAUAUAAACAGUAAUCCAGUUGUACAACAUAUUCCUAGUCUUCUUGAUCUUUCCCCAGUGAAGUUAGUAGAACCAAACACCAUGAUGAUAUCCGAACUUGAAAGAGUCCAACACAGUCGAUCACAAAACAUUCGCAGAAAAGUGAUCGUUCCCAAUGAGAACAUCUCACAUCAGUACCCACAACAGAUUCCUUCUCUAGUCGGUGUAGCAAACGUCACCCAGGCGGAAAAACACCCAAACAUCGUUCCAGUUCUCAAGAACGCGUCCAUGGGGCCACUUCAUUUGCUAAAGGGAAAUUCAAGAUGGCAGCCCAAGAGUCAGUUAUGGAUGCCUUACUUGCAGAAUAUCGCAAUGACACCACCUGAACGGUGUAUAACACUGCCCUCUGGUACCAAGAUUGAGAGAAAUUCGAGAACUGACCAGGUCACGGUUGUUUUGGGCAUCAUGACGGAUGGAACAGAAUGUGCUGUAAAAAUCAUCCCCGGGCCGAAGAAGGACGAAUACAGAACUCUCACGAAUGGGCUGCUAAGCAUUUCCCAUAGACUUCAAAGUGACUUCUUGCUCCAGUUUAAGCAUUAUGAAGAACAUUGCAACAUUGGUUUUAUCACGAUGGAGUUAUGUGAGGAAUCUCUUGAUCUUUACUUGCAUCGCAUCUUGGAGACCCACCACGCCAUUGAUGACUGGUUGAAGAACAGACUCAUCUGGCAGCUCUUGAAGGGGCUGCAACACCUGCAUGACAAUGUGAAGGUCGCACAUGGAAACUUGAAGCCUCAAAAUAUACUGAUUGAUGAUGAAGGCCGUCUAAAGAUGUCAGACUACCGACUGCCUUCGAAAUUCUCUGCAAUCAAUACCGAUAGACGGCCAGGCUCAUUCGGAUGCAAUCCUCAAUGUUGGAGAUCAUCUGAAAUGUUAAAAUGGAUGACAGACAGGCAAGCAGUUUUGCCACCUCAUGGAACCGCUGCUGCGUUCGAGCACACGUUUAACAGUGAUGUCCAGGUAGCUGGGAUGUUGGUAUACUACAUUCUGACGCAAGCCCAUCCAUUUGGCGACAACCCUGACGUUAUUUACAACAACUGUUCGAGAGGCUGGGCUAGUAUCACUGAUCUCGAUGAAGAAGCGUCUGACCUAGUAAUGAUGAUGAUUACUUUCCCUCCACACGAGCGACCACGAGUGAGCGUGACACUUAGGCAUCCUUAUUUCUGGGCCGAAGACAAGAGGCUCCGAUUCCUCCUUCAAGUCGGACAGGAUCUUGCCCACUCAAACGCCCCCGAACAGAUAAAGGGACUGUUGAACAGCCAGAGUUUUAGGAUCAUGAAGGCUUCUUGGUGUGGCCUUGUCCACAAGGAGUUGUUGGAUUUGAUGCGUGACGUCGACUCUUACAGCUACAAUGCCAGCGUUGUGGAUUUGCUAAGGUUUAUACACAGUUGCUGCAAAUAUUAUCAAGCCAUGAACGGAGAGUUGCAGGAACUUUUACGGGACAGAUACCAGUACUUCACUGCUCGCUUCCCCAGGCUUCUCGUGUCCGUCUACAGAGUUAUCAAGACUACUCCCUGGACAGAGCGAGGAGCAUACAAACCUUUCUUCUGA
Owenia fusiformis is the source of this 6785-nucleotide messenger RNA. The record is from the annotation of a GenBank genome assembly. NCBI's taxonomy places the organism in Eukaryota, Metazoa, Annelida, Polychaeta, Sabellida, Oweniidae.